CAUUUAGCACAAAAUAAAGUUUAUACUUGAUAUAUUUAAUACUUCUUACACUUAUUUCUUUUUAAACUGACUAAUAAGCAAGCCAAAACUGACUUUCGGGAAACUUCGACUUCUGAUGCCAAGCCAGCAGUAACCUCACUUUAUUUAUGUUGCAAAGUUUGUUGUUGUUGAACUGGCCCAUAUUGGCCGUAAAUAAAGCAAUCUUUUGAUUAUAAUGGAUAAUUCAUACGGAUCUCGAUUAUUACCUCCAUCAAAAGAGAGUGCACGUCCAGCUUGUAAGAAAUGUGGCUACUCUGGCCAUUUGACAUAUCAGUGCAGAAAUUUUAUUAAAGUUGAUCCAAACAAAGAUAUUGUUUUGGAUGUAAGUAGUACAAGCAGUGAGUCUGAAAACGAUUAUUUGACCCCUUUGACUGAACUGCGCGAGAAGGAAUUAAAAGAUAAACAGAAGAAAGCAAAGAAAAAGAAGUCUAAGAAGAAGAAAUCAAAAUUAAAGACAAAGAAGAAGAAAAGGAAACAUUCUUCAAGUGAUGAUUCAAGUGACUCAUAUGAUUCGGAAUCUGAUUCAGAUAGUGAAGAUGACAGAAGAUCUAAAAAGAAGAGUAAAAAUGAUAAGACCAAGGAGUGCAAAAGGAAAGAUAAGAAAGAUAACAAGAAAAGAAGUAAAGAGAGGAAAAGGAGGUAUUCAUCUUCAAGCAGUUCAUAUUCUGACUGAUAAAAUUAAUUUUAUAAUCUGAUUUAACUCAAUAAAUAAAACUUGAAAAUGCUA
Messenger RNA from Dalotia coriaria, 766 nucleotides. Its product is annotated as protein SREK1IP1-like. The coding region runs from base 215 to 712 and encodes 165 amino acids. Lineage: Eukaryota; Metazoa; Arthropoda; Insecta; Coleoptera; Staphylinidae. The transcript has a single exon. The record is from RefSeq and is a predicted model, not a curated record. Gene Ontology annotation, molecular function: zinc ion binding; nucleic acid binding.